Molecule: messenger RNA, 3959 nt
Organism: Polyodon spathula (Mississippi paddlefish)
Lineage: Eukaryota; Metazoa; Chordata; Actinopteri; Acipenseriformes; Polyodontidae
Gene: gucy1a2
Product: guanylate cyclase 1, soluble, alpha 2
Exons: 8
Coding region: 410-2566 (718 amino acids)
Biological process (GO): response to oxygen levels; cGMP biosynthetic process
Cellular component (GO): guanylate cyclase complex, soluble
Molecular function (GO): heme binding; guanylate cyclase activity
Source: RefSeq, a predicted model, not a curated record
UAAGGCUGACAGUUUAGUAUUCUCGGUUGUAGUAGCCUCACAGCAGCAGACUGUUUUUAGAUAUUCUAUGGAUUCGCAUCAGAGAAGAGAAGCAGCAUUCGAACAAUGAAUUGUAUUCUGGCUUUAUCUGAAAUAAGUGACAGAGAAAGGAGAGACACUGAAAACACGUGAUUGUUAUUAGACGACAGAGGAGAGAGAUAGAGAUAGAAAAAAAGGUUUAGGGUUCAAAUGCUCGGUAACGGGAGCGCGGUGUAACAGUCCCUGCUGUCUCUCUCUGUCCAGCCCAAAUGAACGUUUACCCUGGCAACUCCUUAUAUAAGUGUAACCCAGAGGAUUCUUUUGGCAUUUACCCUUCACUGAAUUCAUCGACUUUAAUUUGAAAUCUAAUGAAUCCUUUUGGCUGCCCAGAAUGUCUUCGAGGAAGAUCUCAUCGGAAUCGUUCAGUUCAUUGGGAUCAGAUUUUCCGGAGAGCCCAGACGAUGUCGAAUGUCCCUUCUCGAGGGUGUUUUGGAACGGAAGGAGCCCCUCUGAGUCACUUUCAUGCCAAUUUGAAGAUGUCGAGAUAAGAAAGGCACCGCGGACGAGACGAGUUAACUUGGAUUCGUUGGGGAAUAGCAUAAGAAAACUCACCUCGCCAACGGCACAAACCAUACAACAAGCCCUCCAAAGAACUUUGCAGCACUACAAGAAUGAAGUUAUCCGAAGUGAUGAGGAUGAAAAGGAUCAGCACAGUGCUCCCAAUCGAUGUCCUUACUUGGACCGCUCUGCCAAGGACAAGGUGGAAGAUAUCUCAGGAAUUCUACAAUGCACAGCCACUUUACUUGGAGUGAAGUUUGAAGAGCUCCGGGAGAGGUUUGGCGAGGAGUUCUUCAGCCAUUGCUUUGAGGAGAACGAGCGUGUCCUGCGAGCCAUGGGCAGCACCCUGCAAGACUUCUUCAAUGGCUUUGAUGCCCUGCUGGAGCACAUCCGAACUUCCUGUGGUAAGAGGGUCUCUGCGGAGUCGCCUUCCUUUCUAUGCAAAGACUUGCCAGGCGAUGGCACUUUCCUGCUCCACUAUUUCCACCCCUACCCUACAGUGGGCUUCGCCAUGCCUGGAGUGAUCAAAGCCGCUGCGAGGAGGAUAUACAACAUGGAGGUCCUGGUGGAGCAGGUGGAGAAUUCUGCUGAGAAGCUGGGCCUGGAUGGAUCAAACCCAGGCAAUUCCAACUGCCUCACCUUCCUCAUCAAAGUGUGCCAGCCCCCGUGCCCCGCGAAAGCACUUCCGUUGAGACUGUCUUGCUCCCCGCCAGAUCUUCGGAUCAGCAUCAGCACUUUCUGCAAGGCCUUCCCCUUCCACUUGAUGUUCGACCCACACUUGGCCAUCCUCCAGCUCGGGGAAGGGCUCAGAAAGCACAUAAAGUGCGAGGCUCACAGGACCUUGAACUUCCGAGAUUGCUUUGAAAUUGUUUCUCCAAAAAUCGUGUGCACUUUCCAGGGGAUUCUCUUGAGACUGUCCAUGCCCUUUGUGAUAAGAACACGCCCUGACACAUCUGGAUUAGCAUACCAAGAAAAGGUGAUGGAAAUAAAAGGGCAGAUGAUCCACGUCCUCGAGUCCAACACUGUCCUAUUCCUGGGGUCUCCUUGUGUGGACAAGCUGGAGGAGUUGAUGGGCCGAGGUCUGCACCUCUCGGACAUUCCUAUCCAUGAUGCUACGCGGGACGUCAUCCUUGUGGGCGAGCAGACGAAGGCCCAGGACGGCUUGAAGAAGCGUAUGGACAAACUGAAGGCCACUCUAGAAAAGACCCACCAGGCCCUAGAAGAGGAGAAGAAGAGGACUGUGGACCUGCUCUACUCAAUCUUCCCCGGGAAUGUGGCCCAGCAGCUCUGGCAGGGCAAGACUGUGCAGGCACGCAAGUUUGACGAUGUCACCAUGCUCUUCUCGGACAUUGUUGGCUUUACCGCUGUGUGUGCCAAGUGUACCCCCAUGCAAGUGAUCAGCAUGUUGAAUGAGCUCUACACUCUCUUUGAUUAUCAGUGUGGAAUACUGGAUGUAUACAAGAUAGAAACGAUAGGAGAUGCAUACUGUGUGGCAUCAGGACUGCACAAGAAGAGUGACUGUCAUGCCAAACCAAUCGCACUCAUGGCCCUAAAGAUGAUGGAACUUUCUGAAGAAGUGUUGACUCCAGAUGAGAAACCCAUACAGCUGAGAAUUGGAAUUCACUCAGGGUCUGUUCUGGCUGGUGUUGUUGGUGUGAAAAUGCCUCGUUACUGCCUGUUUGGGAACAAUGUCACUCUUGCCAGCAAGUUUGAGUCUGGAAGCCAUCCACGGUGUAUCAAUGUCAGCCCAACCUCAUACCAGCUACUUAAAGGAGAUAACAACUUUGUCUUUAUCCCCCGGUCCCACCAGGAGCUUCCGGACAACUUCCCAAAGGAAAUCCCUGGGAUUUGCUAUUUUCUGAAGGCAGGCAAUUCCCAGAGCCAGAACACGGUCACCUCGGUAACCACUUCAGCCAGCGUCACAGCCACUCGCAUCAGAAAGAUUUCGUACAACAUCGGCACCAUGUUCCUUCGAGAGACCAGUUUAUGAGGACGCGAUGCAAUCUUGCAGAGAAUGUGCCAGGGAGCGCAUUGCUUCAGAUUCACAGUGCAGGACUGCCCACCGUCUUUUGAGAAUAGGCUCCUUUGACCUUUAACACAAAGAAAAAAGAGAUGAAACUUAAAUAACUUAGCACUGCAGGUAUUAUAUAUUGUGGUAUAAUUUGGUGCCCUUUUUCUUGACAUGGACUGAAAAGUUAUUCUAGCACACACAUUACAUAAUCUGUCUUAUUCCCUGUAGGCAAGCAAGUAUUCUUUCUCUCUGUCUUUCUCUUCCUUCUCUUUCUCUUUCUCUCUGUCUCUUUCCUUGGUAUUUUAAUGAGUUUAAAGGUUUACUUUCUCUUUAGUCCUGUGGCAGCUUAGUCUAUUCAUGAAGCUGUCUCUCCAGUUGUUUUAGGAUGCAUUCCCAGUUUAGAAAGCUUUGUUUUUUGAUGGAUAAUUAGCAUGCAUUGUUAAUGUACCAUUCAACGUGUGUAUUGAAGUGGGUCAUUCAAUAAUAAAGCUGUUUUUUUGUUCUUACACCCGGACAUCCCUACAGCAAAUUAGAUGACCAAUAAAAGCUGCCGAAUUGCUUUUAAAAAGUGUCAAAAUUGUGGUCCCUUGUAAAAGCCCAUAUACUGUAAUAGCAUGUCAAUCCUUGUAAUGAGUCAUAGCAAAACUUGGUUAUAAUACCCUGGUGUUUGUUGUGGUACUUCUAUUAGCAGGCUAAUGUUAGGAACUUUUCUGUAACCUUCAAAAAGUUUUUGAGGCAGAUAUAUAAAUGCAGAAUGGCGAGGAUCAGUAUAUGUACAGUAUUAUCCAUUUUACCUCAAAAACAGGUGCUCACUAAAUAUCUUGCCAUCCAUUGAAUUGAAUUCCCAUGUUUAAAUAAGUGCAAACGAUUUUAAUGAGAAAUCCAUGCCACAAGUGCAGUGUUAACUGCACUGAAUAUCUUGCCAGUCCUGGCAUUCACCUUUACUCUUUUUAUGGGAAGGGUCAGUUGAGCAGUCUGUUGUACAUGCUGUAUAUACUAACUUUAGCUAAAAGAAAAGCAGGAAAUACAUAUUUUAUUAACUGUGCAUCACACAUUAAAUAUAACAGAAUGUUUGUUUAACAGGCGUUUUGAUUGGUUAAGAGGAAUGGUUAAACAAUAGGUCAGCCAAAAAUCUUACCGUCCUGAAAAUGGGCAGCCUUUUAAAAGACACUGGUCUCCUCUAAAGCUGUGUCUGUAGUCCUGCCUUGCUCAGCUGCAAGCACAAAGCUGUUAUUGUUCAAAAGCGAUCGUUUCCAUCUCCACAGUCUGUGACAGCAUAGACAGAGGGUGUUGCCUAUUCUUAGUGUUUUAUUCCAAUCUGUCAUUUUUUAAAUCUGAUUUUAUAACAUUAAACCUCUUUUUUUUUAUAUAA